AUGACUCCGGAGAUGAUGCAAACUCUGGCUACUCCCAGUCUCAGCCGAACCACGUUCCCGCUCGUCGCACUAUGCCUCAUGCACAUCGAGACUUGUCUCGACGACCAGCCCGAGGCCUUUGAAGAUCGCUACCUGAAGUUCUUGCGAGUGUACGCUGAUGGCCUCCUCGUCGCGCUUCGGCAGAAGAAGGGCGAGACCAUGGAAGCCAUCGCAAACGACUACAACAACACUUCACUAAUUUGGGAUAAUGACCUGCGUAGCCAGUACGCCGGCGCUCUUAACCUCUUCCCGGAUUUUGGUCCCAUCUUCCAGGAGAUGAUCAGCAAUAUCCGGAACUGGACAGUAGAGCCUAUGGAGGAGUGGGAGGGGCCAAAGAUUCUGUAUGGGCUGCGCUUGCACCCAAUGCAGGCUUGGGCGAUUGAGGUCAUGGAGGUCGCGAACUCAAAGUAUGCUGGUGUAGUACAACAGAUUUUCAGGAAGCAACCAGUCUAUUAUGAUGCGCCAUCAAACUUUGACCAGUACCUGCAGGCUGGCAGUACACUAGGGGCGGAUCCAUUCAUGGAGCUGACGCAGGCGCUACGCCCGUUCGUUCACGAUAAGGACGCGAUCUUCGAUGUCCUGGAUGCGUUCAUGCCCCCGCUGAUGCUGACGGUUGAGCUCUUCCGCAUUACGGACUUCGAGCCCCCUCGAGCGGAAGUAGACUGCCUCACCGAUUUCAUUGUGCAGUGCUGGUCGGCUAUCGUGUCGAACCCUCUGCAGAGCUCUCCAAUGCGAGUUCGCCAACAUCUCUCAACCAUCAACGUACGCGGCAUCCUCGAGAUGUUCUGCCAUGAGGCGAAGGAAAUACUGCGCAUUCGCUCUUCCUCGUACCUCGGGUGGUACAUGCAUUCCUGGUUCUUGCGUAGCGCAACUAGCGACUUCGUUGAUCCGCAUCAUGACGGGUACAUACGGUAUGUCAUCUGCGAACUCCGCGGUUGGGAGCGCCUACUUACCGACCAUGAUCCAGUAGUCGACUAUGUUCCCAAUGGCUUUCAGCCGUUCCGGCUUGGUGAACAAUUGGAGGAUCUAGUAGAUAUGGAAGAUGUGCACUUUAGGCCCGUCGGCCCGCCGCUGAACCCUCUGGACUAUGCUGAUCCAGUCACUGCCGAGGACCCACAGGAGAUUUGCGUUGUUUGCCUGACUUCGUUUGGGGUGCGCCCUCUUUUAAAGCUCCGGCCCUGCCUGCACGUUCUCCACCGCGAGUGUCUCGAUUCUAUGAUUAACGGAGUCCAUGCCUCGUCCAAUCGGUGUCCUCACGAUAGGCAGGAGAUCUGUUCGCCGCGGGCGAAGUGUGCCAUCCUGGAUCUUUAG
Trematosphaeria pertusa is the source of this 1350-nucleotide messenger RNA. RefSeq lists its product as uncharacterized. Bases 1 to 1350 code for a protein of 449 amino acids. Lineage: Eukaryota; Fungi; Ascomycota; Dothideomycetes; Pleosporales; Trematosphaeriaceae. The transcript has a single exon. The record is from RefSeq and is a predicted model, not a curated record.